AAUUCUUCUUCACCUAUUUCGACUCUCUCUCUCUCUCUCUCCUUCUGGCUCUCUAGAUUUGGAGAAUAGAGCAGUACUUAUUGUAUUACUUGUGAUAUUGUAGUUAGAAGAAGAAAUUAUACUAUUACAAGAUGUUGGGGAAGAGGCCUAGGACGACGAUGAAGAGGACCACAAGUAUGACGGAGAUCACCUUUGAUCUGAACACCAACGACGAAUCUCAGCCGUUCGAUCCACACAACCCUCUCAAGAAGACCACCGCCGCCGGAGCAGGCGGCGAUCAUCAACGGAUACAAGGCGGCCUCUGUAAGAGUAAUUCCGCUGACUUUACUCAGACUACAAAAAGCAUUAAUACUACUUCUCACUUUCUUAGAGCGUGCUUCCUCUGCAAACGCCGCCUCGUUCCUAAUCGUGAUAUUUACAUGUAUAGAGGUAUUAGUGCUUACUGCAGUCUAGAGUGCAGACAACAUCAGAUUAACCACGAUGAGAAAAUGGACAAAGAAGCUCAUGCCUCCAACUCAGCUGCCACGUCAGCCAGACCCCAUGUCUCUACCAAAUCUGAAACUACCACCGUCCCCGCCUUGUGGCCACCGAUCAUUACCCCAAAACGAUGACGUUUCUUCUACUUUUGGGCAGUACUAUUAAUAUAGAUAUUAUAUAUAUAUAUAUGUCAAAUGCGUAGUAGCUAUUAUUGGAGGUGUUAAUUUAGAUGUUAUAUCUAUGUAUUAUAUAUGUGUGUGCUUGCAAAAUGGGCUAAUCAUGAAGCUUCUUAUUUGUUCAAGCUUGUGAACUGUUCCAAAAAAGAAAAGAAAAAUGAAGCUAUAUAUUCCCAAUUCGAUGUCCCUCCUAUAUUUUUCUUUUUCAGAAAUAGUAAUGGAGCAAAUUUACAAAAUUUUAUUCUAUA
Molecule: messenger RNA, 901 nt
Organism: Humulus lupulus (European hop)
Lineage: Eukaryota; Viridiplantae; Streptophyta; Magnoliopsida; Rosales; Cannabaceae
Product: FCS-Like Zinc finger 5-like
Exons: 2
Coding region: 132-611 (159 amino acids)
Source: RefSeq, a predicted model, not a curated record